Molecule: messenger RNA, 2448 nt
Organism: Clunio marinus
Lineage: Eukaryota; Metazoa; Arthropoda; Insecta; Diptera; Chironomidae
Source: the annotation of a GenBank genome assembly
GAUUGAAGCAGUGAGAGCAGAGAACAACUCAAAUAUAGACAUAACGCGAAAUCUGUUAUCAUUAAUUGGUGUCAUAUUUAAAUUAAAUUCAUAGAUUAACGAAGCAAUUAAAUCAAUUAAACUUCGGAUAAAUAAAUAUCUAAAUAUUCAAGAUGUCCGUUUUUGGCAUGGUGUCCGCUGUUGCGGGCUUUGUUAAAGUUCGAUAUCUCAUUGAUAAAGCAGUUAUCGACAACAGUGUGUUCAGAUGUCAUUACCGAAUCACCAGUGCACUUCUUUUUGUUAGUUGCAUCAUUGUAACUGCUAACAAUUUAAUUGGUGACGCCAUAAAUUGCAUAAAUGAAGGUGCCGUCCCAACUCACGUAAUCAAUACGUAUUGUUGGAUAACGUAUACGUAUACGCUACCGGGGCAGCAUGGAAAAGCUAUUGGCACUCAAGUUGCCAGUUCCGGAUUAGGAAAUGAAUAUGAAAGUGACAAAACUUUCCACAGCUACUAUCAGUGGGUUCCUUUCACUUUAUUCUUUCAAGGAAUUUUGUUUUACAUUCCACAUUGGAUUUGGAAAAACUGGGAAGAAGGAAAAAUGCGAAUGAUAUCUGAUGGUAUGCGUGGUGUUCUUACAAUGCCAGCAAAUGAAAGACGAAACCGACAAGAACGACUUGUUCGUUAUCUCGUUGAAAGUCGCAGUACACACAACGCCUACGCAUUUGGAUAUUUUUUCUGUGAAUUUUUAAAUGUCGUGAAUGUGAUUUGCAACAUCUUUAUGGUUGAUAAAUUUCUGGGUGGAAGUUUCCUUACAUACGGAGUUGACAUCAUAAAAUAUUCAAAUAUGAAUCAAGAGAAUCGUUCCGAUCCAAUGAUUGAAAUAUUUCCACGCAUAACAAAGUGUACGUUCCAUAAAUAUGGAGCUUCGGGAUCUAUUCAGAAGCAUGAUUCAAUGUGCGUUUUAGCUCUCAAUAUUUUGAAUGAAAAAAUUUACAUUUUCCUAUGGUUCUGGUUUUUGUUCGUUGCCGUCUUGACAAUCUUUGCAAUGUUUUACUCGAUGGUUAUCCUCAUGAUGCCAACAUCACGCGAGGCUGUCAUUCGUCGUCGAUUACGUGAAGCACCGAAAGGCAUCGAACGUUUAAUUCGUCGCAUUCAAGUUGGUGACUUCUUGCUUCUGCAUCUUUUAGGACAAAAUAUUAAUGUUAAGUCUUAUGGUGAGAUCGUAACUUCUUUAUUCAACAAUUUAUGUUGCGAAACUGACACGCCAUCAGCGCCAUCGACAUUAGAAAUGACGCCAAUUUAUCCUGAUAUGAAAUAUGGCAAAGAAAGUGAAACAUAAAAUGACGAUUCCAUGUGAUUGACUUCGAAAUCUAAAGAAUUUUUUUUUCAUUAGGAUUUGAUUAAAAUAAUCUGAAAGCGAUCUCCAGAGAAUGUCAAAUCCUAAUUUUUACUACUUAUGAAGCAUUUCUUUCCAUUUAAAAAAAAACAGAAUUUGUAUUUUAUUUUACUAUUUUUUUCUGAUUUAAAUUUAUUAUAUUUAAGUUCUCAUCAAGAGUCAAUUAGCGCAAAAGUUUCAUUUAGGAAUGAAUAUCUUCAUAUGAAAAAGUCAUUUCAUGGUUGAUUGCGCAAAAGAAAAAAACCAACAAUUGGUGUUUGUCAGUGAAAGAAAAAGAAAAGUUUAUUUGAGUCUCACAAAAUUCGUUUUCGGAUUAAAAAAUGCAAAAUUAUCUGUUUGAUGUAUUCAAAGACUGUUGAAAAUCUCGUUUUGGUUGAAUCUAGAAUCUUAAGAACAUGAAAACAUUUUUUUUAAAAGCUCAAACAUGAAAAUCAAAAGAAUCUUUUUUCUUCUUUUAUUAGAUCUUAAGGAAAUUUCUUAAAAUAGUGUCUUGAUAUAAGUGAUAAUGAAGCAUCUUUGACUUUAGGUUUGUCUAUUGAUAAAUAAGAAAAGGAAUGAGGGCAUCUCUCUUCUUAAAAGUGUGAAAAAUUUCACACUUGACAGUUUAAUAUUUUGCCAUAACAAAUAUGUAGUUUAACAUUUAUCUUCUAAUUGACGAAUCUCUGUUUUUAACUGUAACACUGCAAAAAAGAAAGAAAAUUGGAAAAUUUGAUAAUUUCUCAUUUAAUCGCAUUUAAAUUUAAUCUGAGUUAAAUUUCAUUUAAUCCCGAUUAAAUACUUAAUCUCGAUUAAAGUUCAAAUUUUUCAAUUUUUCUUCCUUGUUGAUGAUCCAAUCAAUUUAAAGACAAAUCUGGUACAACAAUUCAUUCCUUAAAUCCUUUUUUCGAAUCUUAAAUAAUUUUGAUUAACUCCCGUGUUCUCAAGCAUGGUGACGAACGCACAAUGUAUGCAAAAACAAAAAACUUAAAUUGUAAGAUUUUAGACAUGACGAAAAUAAAGAAAAAGAAAUGUGAUUAACAUUGAUUAGGAAAUAAAAUCAAACGAAAAUUAUUUUACUGUAGUUGAGAAAAUA